Molecule: messenger RNA, 3822 nt
Organism: Bactrocera neohumeralis
Lineage: Eukaryota; Metazoa; Arthropoda; Insecta; Diptera; Tephritidae
Exons: 9
Coding region: 413-3493 (1026 amino acids)
Source: RefSeq, a predicted model, not a curated record
GCGAUUCUGUCAGCGUCGAGUUUCGGGUGUGUGCGUGUGCAAAAUAUUGGUUGAAAAAUUUUGUUUCUUUAGUUUUUGGAUAAUAAAACCGAUUCCACAAAACUAAAAUGUACUUUCAACUAAAGAACGGUUCGAAAUCGUGCAAUGAAAUAUAUAAGUCAUCUGCGUCUGAAAAUCAGUGCAGACAAUAAAAAACCAAAUCAACGUAUCCGAAAUAUUUAUGUUUUUAUUCAAGAGUGAAAGGUGCAUCAAGUCACUUAAUGAGUGUGCAUUACGAUAAGUAUUAGUGCAAACAAUUUCAAAUGUAGUAAAAGUCCAAAAAAAUACUAAUAUAAUCAAAAUCAGCUUAAAAGCGCAAAGGAAGCGACUCUUAAGAAUAUUUGUAAACGGCAGCAAAACCCCUUUGGCCACAAUGAAGUCGAGGGAAAGUACUGGAGAUGCCGCGUUUUACUACGCUGUUUUGCUAACAGUGAAUGUAACAUUGACGGCAAUGGUGCUAAUGGCGGCGUGUCUCUGGUGCAGGCGACAACCUACAAAAGAUGAGCUGGGAGGAUUAGAAGGAAUGGUCAAAAUGACUAACCCAGAUGACAUAAUCGAAGUUAAGGUGUUAGCAAGUUGUGAAUCACAAACGGACUUAAAUACUUCUGCUGUUUCAACCACUGAUUCAGAAAAACGAGCAAGUACUGCAGCUCAUCGAAGUCUACCGGACAUACCAAUUGUAGAAGGUAAUGGCGACAACGGAUCUGAACUCUAUGAGACUGUGGCGGAUAAGAACCAUUUGGUUGAGGAAAACGACCAAAACCAUAGUCCUGCACCGAGUUUGAAGAAACAAAUAAGCGUAUCUCAGCACAGUUCCAUAAGCCAAGCAGAUGACAUUAGUUCACCCUAUUCAAGGGUUAGGAAUCCGCCCCAUGACUAUGCUAAAGUUCGCAAUGCGGAACACCCCUAUGCCCAGGUAAACCCUCCGUCAACUUCCGCAGCAGCCGCUGCAGCUGCCAUAGUAGCUGCUGGUAACAGUAAUAGUAACGCCAUUCACAGUAGUCAGCCUCCUCAGCUAAAUGGCACAGUUUCGCGUAACUCAAAUCACAGCAGUGCUUCACAAAAUCUUAACGAUUCAAUAUCGCACGCUGAAAUUCCAGCUGCCUCGGCUAUCGCAGGCAUGAUCUCAGCGAGUCAAGAUCUUCCUUAUAUGACACCGCCCAUAAUAAGUCAACACUUUAGUGGUGAUUCCCAAGAUUCUUCAAAAGGUUAUACUAGUAUCAGCGUUCGAGAGCCUCUAGCCAAUAUUCUAGCUCAGCAACCUCCAAAACAAUCCCAGCGAGUAGCAGCUUUGACCCGUGAAACAAAUGAUUCGCACUAUGCAACAGUGUCAGACGAUUCAGAUGAAACUUAUGCUGCAAUCGAAGAUCCGAAUAUUCGCAGCAAUCCAAAUGUCCUGACUGACAUUUACACAAGCGGCUCGGAGACAUAUGCACAAAUCCAGCCCAUGCAAACUAAUUCUAUGGUGGUAUCGGUGGAAAUCAAUAACAUUAGCAAUAACACAAAUCCGAAUUCUAAUAAAGCGGUUGUUAAAAAAGCACAAUCAACAGACAAUACAGCGAUGGCAGUAUCUGCAUCAAACCACCAUAAUCAACAAACCACAUUUGGUAGUCAGAGCCAUUCUAGGCCUAUUUCUGAACACGUUACCCCGAUACCACCACCUAUAGACAGCUUACGCACACAAAAGCACUCCAGACAGGCGUCCUCGUCAUCAAACAACAGUUCUUCGAUUUGUACAUUAGGUUCACCAAAACCAGAAAAACGCCAAGCCAACUCUCCGCUGCCACCAACUCCCAAAUCGAACAUCACCUCGGGUCGAAGUUCGGUUAUAUCUGUCAUUGAAUGUGGCGGCGGUACUGGAGAAUUAAAUUUAAGUGGAAUUUUAACAGCGGUUUCGAAUACAAUAGUCCCCACUUCAACAGGAUCAACUAAUGCAGUCGACAGCUCACCGCAAAAGAAUAAAACCAAAAGUCUAAGUCCGUCCAAAGAUAUCGAAGGAAUGUACGCUAAGGUGAUGAAGAAGAACAAAUUGUCGCAUCACUCAACUUCCUCUCAGAACAGCUCUCCUGUAAUGGCCCGCAAAGGUGGUGAUCACCUCGGAAUUAGUCCACUAGACAUGGCUGCAGCAGAGCUUAUGGAAUUGAAUCGUGCUAAUGUAUUUUCAAUUCAAAAUGCCUCCGGCGAUAAAAGUCGCAUCCGCAGCAACAGUUAUGGUGCCAAGGAUCAUGGAUAUGAAACAAUACCUGCGGAUGGGCUACACCGAGCAUCAGCUUUAGAAAAUCGAAAAUCGGAUUGUUAUAGCAGUAUAUUGCAUAAAGAACGGCCAAAAGAGAUGUUACAAAUGACCAAUCCGCCUUCAGCAAAAAUAAAACCACCGAUAGAGUCAGACAUAAGUAGUGACAAACAUUAUGAGACUAUUGCCGUGCCGCUUGAUACAACGAACAACAGCGAUCCCGGCUAUGAAACGUUACAGAAGCCGGCUAAACUAAAUCAUUCCGAAGUAGAUAAAGGGAAGAAAUUUUCUGACUAUGAUCCCAAUUACGAAGUGCUUGAAGGACCGAAGUCUACUGGGCUCUCCGAUGAUGGCUAUGCUAAAAUUAACGAAAGAAAGUCCUUGGCCGUCGACGAAGAUUCUACAGAUGGCUAUAGCAAAGUUAAAGGUGAAGAAAUCGAAGAAGGAGCCACAGGUGGUUACAGUAUAAUUGCAACUGAUGCCAAUCACAACUAUGCCAGCAUCGCCGAAUCGAAAGCAGAAAUAAUUGGCGCCACCCCAGAUACCGAAGACUCCGAUCACUAUGCUCGCAUUGCUGAAGCGCCGCGAAUACCGCAAUCAGCCUCUGAACUGCCACUCAGUAAUAACCUGCAUUCGUCAAUGGGCACACUUGCUCAAAGCGUGAGUGUUAUUUCUAGUGGCACACAUGAUACUCUAGCGAUCACCUCACCUUCAUCGGUCAACUCAUCCUCAUUGCUAGCCAACAGCUCCACUUUGUCAUCCACCAAUGUGCUAACCGGCAGCGGUAGUGGCAGCACAGCCAGCUCGAUGAGUUCACGACAAACUCCAUCGACAUCUUCACAAUAUGAAUCGCUUACCGGCAGCGAAGCAGAUCCAAAUUACGAAACCGUCUGCUAUACAAAUACAGAAAAUGAAAACCCAUACGAGAGGCUACAGACCGAAUAUUCCGAUACACUCCUGAGCAGCAGUAGUCCCCUAACGCCAGAAGAGCUGCGUACACAAACACACAAUGCCACUGCAGGAAUAAACGAUGCCGGCAGUGCAAGCGCCUCGUCGACAGCAACAACAACAACAACAAACUCCGACAGGAUAGUGUUGUUAAAGUCAACAGCAAAUGGGCUUACGCCAAAAUCAGGACAUGAAAGACCAGCAGCAAAAGUGCAAAGUACCAGUGAACUGAAUUCCACAGAUGUAGUGGUCGAUGAUUACUUUCAAGUUUAGUAUUUUAAUUAGGGAUUAAUUGAGCUAAGAGCAAAAAUUUGGUAGUAACAAAUAAAUAUUAUUAUUAUACUUUGUUACGAUUAUAUGGAAGUGCUUCUAUUCUACCCGAACGCACUAAGUUCUUCCAAGUAGAUGUGACAGCAAAGCUGAUGCUACUGCCCUUUGCAAUUCAUACAUUUGUUUGUUGUUUUAGUGCGAGUAAAUGCCAGCAGUACAUAUCAUUGAGUAUGACGCCACAGUCUUUAAAUUUUUAUACUCUUUUAAAAGAUGACGGGGAAGAACCCUCUUCUAGCAUUCAACAACAAAUAAAUCGCACUUUGCGCAAUAUU